Molecule: messenger RNA, 5224 nt
Organism: Lampris incognitus (smalleye Pacific opah)
Lineage: Eukaryota; Metazoa; Chordata; Actinopteri; Lampriformes; Lampridae
Product: AT-rich interactive domain-containing protein 5B-like
Exons: 10
Coding region: 1-3609 (1202 amino acids)
Biological process (GO): regulation of transcription by RNA polymerase II
Cellular component (GO): nucleus
Molecular function (GO): transcription cis-regulatory region binding
Source: RefSeq, a predicted model, not a curated record
AUGGAGCCGAACUCACUGAAGUGGGUGGGCUCGUCUUGCGGUUUACACGGACCAUAUAUAUUCUACAAAGCCUUUAAAUUUCACCGGGACGGUAAACCCAGGAUUCUGUCCCUUGGAGACUUUUUCUUCGUGAGAUGUAAACCGGAGGAUCCUAUUUGCAUAGCGGAGGUUCAGCUGCUCUGGGAAGAAAGGACGAGCAAGCAACUUUUAUCGAGCUCCAAACUUUAUUUCCUACCCGAGAAUACCCCCCAGGGACGGACUGCUAAUCACGGAGAGCAUGAGGUAAUCGCGGUAUCUGAGAAGGUGAUCGUGCGGUUGGAGGACCUGGUGAAGUGGACAGUACCGGACUUCUCAGGAUGGGCACACGGGCUUCAGGCAGAACCUCUCAAACCCUCCGUGCUGCGGGAGCUGGGCACCAAUGGGCGGCGAGAGGCCCUCCACCGGUACAGAGAGAGCACCCUGACCAGUGGGCUCAACUUCAGGGACAUCCAAAGGGAGAGGGCACAACUAGGCCAAGAGGAGGAUGGCCGCAGGGUUUUGGUACUGAGUUACCCGCAGUAUUGCCGCUACCGCUCGAUCCAGGCCCGGCUCAAGGAGCAGCCGUCCUCCCUGCUCACGGACCACACGGUGCUGGCACUUGGUGGCAUCGCCACAUUGGGAGGCAACACGAGGAUCCUAUACUGCCGGGAAACCUUCGAGCACCCGGCCCUGCUUCAGAACGAGAGCGUCUGCGAUGAAUUCGCUCCCAACCUGAAAGGACGGCCGCGGAAGAAAAAGCUGUCAGUUUCCCAGAGGAGGGACUCUCAGAGUCAGAUUCUCAGUCAAGGUCAAGGGUCAUCAGGGUCAACACAGGGGUCAACAGCAGUGGCAGCUCAGGAUUCUUGCAGCCCAGAGAGCAAAACUCCCACCAAGGUCAAACCCCACUGCAAGGUGGCGCUACCCAACGGUAAAAUAACUGCAGUGUCCAAGCCCAAGAGCGGUGGCCUCGGUAAGAAGAGCUCAGCCGAGGAGAAAGAACGAGAGAAGGAAAAGGAAGAGAAGAAGGAGAGGAAGGAAGAGGGAACAUCGGAGGAGAGCAAGGCGGAGGAGCAGGCUUUCUUGGUAGCGCUCUACAAGUACAUGAAAGAUAGAGACACGCCCAUAGAGAGGAUUCCCUUUCUUGGCUUCAAACAAAUCAAUCUUUGGACGAUGUUUCAAGCUGCCCAGAAACUAGGAGGAUAUGAGUUGAUCACAGUUCGCAGACAGUGGAAACAUGUAUAUGAUGAACUGGGAGGAAACCCCAGCAGCACAAGCGCAGCCACGUGCACACGCAGACACUAUGAGAGGCUUCUUCUCCCCUAUGAGAGACACAUCAAGGGAGAAAAAGACAAGCCCCUACCCUCGGUCAAGCCCAGGAAGCAGGAGGGCAGCCAGCUGAAGACGGUGGCGGUCAAAGCCAAAGGGGCGGGGGCCAAGAAGUCAAAAGGUCCCAGCAACCCCAAGCAAGGGAGCAAAAAGGACGACGAGGAGAUGAGAAAAGGCCAAGAGCACUCGCAGCAUUCUGAGGAGAAAGAAGACAACGGUGAGCUCUCCCCAGCCGUAAAGCGAGAGGCCUCUUCGGGUGAUGAACCGAUUGUAAUCGAGGAGGAGGAGUUACAUGUUACCCUCAAGAAAGAGGAGUCCGUGGCAGAGGAGCAGCCAUCUUCCUUGUCCCUUAAGGAGCCAGACUGCAAAGCCCCACAUGUUGCUCCGUCACUCUGCAGAGGAGCUAGCCCCCAGCCCGAAUGGAGACAAAUCAGGGAGGCCUUCCACGAGAAACUGGUGCCAGAACAGCAAACCAAGGGGCCUUUUGUCCCCAAAAACACCUACCUGCCUCACCACUGGGACCAGAACAAAUCUGCUGGACAUGUCGCCCUGCCUGAGCCUGCCUCCCGAGCCAAAGACUCCAUAGAAAGUCACGGUGGAAGAGUGGGCAAGGUGUUACCUAUGUGCAAGCAGGCGGAGAGACCAUCUGUGGACCCUGUCUCAGAUUCAUUCCCAGAGAAACAAGACUAUGGGGUUGUUAGGAAGGAGUAUACUCAGGGCCCCACACAGACAACUGCUUACUGCAAAGCCAGCCAGGGGGUCAUGUCUCCUUUGGCCAAGAAGAAGCUACUCUCUCAAGUGUGUGAGACCAAUCCUUUCUCCUUUACUUCUCCUGCUCCUCCUCUUCCUCCUCCUCCUCCUCCUCAUCACAAUCAUGAACCCACUCCCCUACCAAACGCCACUCUCCCGCCUCUCCCUGCUAUGUCUGUGGGUGACAGGGAGAAGAGAGAGAGGAGGAAUAGUGAGGAGGAGGUGGGAAGCCAGAGGCAGAGGUGUCUGAUGGAGAGCAGCCCAGAAGUUGCGCCGGUCUUCAGGCCGUCGGUCAUCCAGCACGCCCAGAGCGCCAAGCCGCCUCCCCAUACCGCCAGCGGCCUAUCGGAGAGGAGCCCUCUAGGGGAGCUCUCGGAGACAUACGCCUGCCGGACAAGCCACCACCUCCAGUCUAAGGUCAGUCCUCCGUGGCAGCCGUACCUCCCCCGAAACCAAGCCCAGGAGGGAGUAGAGAACGGCGGGGAGAAACUCCUGCCGGGCCCUCCCACCCAACCACAGAGUUAUGCCGGUGACUGCUACUCCUCCCCACACCUCCACAGUCUCUACAGGCAGACGGAGAACUGCCUGAGCCAGGAGAGGAUGGCCGGCUUUGUGAAUGGAGAGAAGAGAGGGCACUACAUCAGGGACGGUGAGGGUGGUGAGGGCUUCGUUUGUGGCAGCCUGGAAAGAGAGGGUUUGGCCUACAGGUCUCACUACAGCGACAGGACUCAGACGCACGGAGACGGUAGACAGUCAGAGAUCGAGCCCAGAGACUUUACCAUGUCCAAACCUCACUCUCAGCGGGUGUCCUCCUUUUCUAAGCCCUCCUUCUGCAACCUCCAAUACCCCAUCAUGCACCAGGGUUUGGAUUCCCACCCCAAAGCAUGCCGGGUCCCUCCCAUGACCAUCUCUCCUCCCAAACAGAGCCCUACAGAUUCCUCCCAGCCAUUCCCCAGCCCCCCCAAGACCUCUUCUGAUUCGUCCCUCACCAGCCCUGUUCGACCCAGUAAGCGAAGCCUCGGGGAGCCUGAAACAGAGGGCGUCCCAGAGCGAAAGGUCCGCGUGGUGACACCCAUGCACCCCAAUGGGUCGGUCCGACGUGGGGACCCGGAGGAGCUGAAACCAGCUGAGCCAGCCCACGCCGUUCACCUCAAUAACCACCUCCCCGAGGGCCACCCCCCAACGGCCUACCCGCACCCCCACACCGCACCCCUCUACCCAGGCAUGUACCCUCCUGGCAGCCUGGUCUCAGCAAGGCCCCAGGACGGGCUCCAACAGCAUCCGGGUCUGCAGUACCUGAAGAGCCAGACUGCUGUGUCCCCUCUUGUGCCGCCGCUUGCCUUCCACCCCAUGAUGCUACACCGGCAGCUGAUGGCCACGGGCCCCAGCACACACCACUUCUACAGACACCCGGGUGGGGCAGCGCUGUAUGGGGACCUGCUCCACCACCUGUACCCCCUGUCCACUCUCCCACCCCCCCAGCUGUCCUCAGUACACCCCAGCACCAGACUGUAAAGGAGAGACGGGAGAUAUCUUUUCUUUUUUUCUUUCAUUCCUUUCUUUGCCAUUCUAAACCCCACCCAUCCCCAUCCCAGAAAGUAUCUCUCUCUCUCUCUCUCUCUCUUUGCCUUUCUCUCUCUCUCUCUUUAUUGAAUGGUGGCUUCUCCAGAAUGAUUACACCAACGGUGAAACAUCGGCAAAUUACGGACUGAUGAACUUAUUAGUCAGGCGGACUAAAAAAAAAAAAAAAUUCCAUUCUAUCAUUUUUUUUAAAUUUGUUCAUUUGUUUAUAUACUUUGCACUGUUUGUUUUUAUCACCACUCACUGUAUUUUUUUUUAUUUUUUUUGUGGUUAUAUUCUUAUUUGCACAAUGCUGAUGUGUAUGUGCUCACAAAUCAAGUUUGCCGCUCUCAGUCACCACGUGUCAGGGUUGUUGCUCGGAGCAGCUGAGAAGUGUGGGAGCAACAGAAAAAAAAAAGCCAUUUGUUUACUGUGUCUGAGGGCUAAACUUUGUUGCUGGGAAAACACUAAAGGUAACACAACGACUUCAAUGAAUUCUCUCAAAACAAGAGGGGUGCGUUCACCAUCGCCAACAGAGUCCCAACAGCUGUUUAGCGUAAUCUUACACUUCAGUCGGCGGGUGGUGGUCGUAUCUGUUUACAUGUCUCCACGCUGAAAGCUGUUGCCCUUUUUUUUUUUGGCUCCAGUAAAUCCUCCCAAAUUCCUUGGACCGGACCUUAACACACCGCGGUGCUGCAUACACAAACGUUAGCUUAAUCGUGACAUUCUGAGGUGCUGUAUUGAUGGAUGUACUGUAGACUCAGUCAGUUCAGGUUCCUGCUCAAGAUUCAACUCGGUCAGCGACGACGUAAGAUACGUGUUCGUUCUGUCGAAAAAUCAUGAAUGAAUGUUUUGGGUUUUUUUUUAUUAAACUUAUUGAAACGCUGUUCUAAUUUUGCUCUCUCGACUGAACGUAAAUCCAACCCCCCCCCCCCUUGUAAUUACUAGCCUGUAGCAGCGUGUUUUUGUCUAUCUGACUGUCAUAAUGGAAUGCUCUCAUAAGAAAUUAACUUUUUUUUUUACUCUCAACUUGAAAAGUCUUUCUUUUUGUGAAAAGAAAGACUCCAUUCAACAAGCUGAAAACACUCACUGUAUGAUUUGAUAGGAAUGUUGUCAGUUAGGUUUUUUUAUUGCUUUGCAAAUAUUUGUGCCUUUCACAGUCUUGGAUUAGAGUUAGCACUGCAAUUGUUGAGAUUUAUCCUCUGUAGCAUUGUAAAAAUAUUAAUAUUACUGUCACUCUUGUCUGUAAUGCAGCACACAGACUCAUGCACACGUUCUCUCUCUCUCUCACACACACACACACACACGCACACACACACACACGGGGGGGGGGUGUUAACACACAUUAACAAAAACCAUAUCGCACUUUCGGCCACUGGACACCAGGCGGGGGCUGAUAAAAAAUAUUUAAAGUCUUUUCGAAUCCUUAAACGACAUCGCCUAUAAACGCUUCGGGGGGGUCUGUAUUUGUGCUUAUGGAAUUAUUCCCUUUCGGCUCAAUCAGCCGAAUCAAUCAGUAAACACACGAAAAGAUUUUCAAAUACUUGACAUUGCCCAGGUCUGGUGUCUG